Messenger RNA from Trypanosoma cruzi, 853 nucleotides. RefSeq lists its product as uncharacterized. Gene Ontology annotation, molecular function: dipeptidyl-peptidase activity. NCBI's taxonomy places the organism in Eukaryota, Euglenozoa, Kinetoplastea, Trypanosomatida, Trypanosomatidae. The transcript has a single exon. The record is from RefSeq and is a predicted model, not a curated record. The annotation marks the transcript as partial.
CGCGGAUCAACGUAUGGACGACGGCAUGGCGAUGGUUUUCGACGCCGCGGAGCUGCAGCACGAGCUGGAGAUUUUGGGUCGUCCCGUCUUCGAGGUGGAGUUAACGUGUGACAAGCCAAAGGCGAUGCUGUUCGCCCAGCUCAGCGACGUCUCGCCGGAUGGCGCAGUGAGUCGCAUUUCCUUUGGCGUGAAGAACGUGACACAAGCCGCAGGCGACCAAAGAAUUGAAUACCUCCAAGAGGGGAAGCGGGUUCGUGUCAGGGUUCUGCUGAACUAUUGCGCUCAUCGUUUCACGAAAGGCCAUCGUAUUCGCCUCUCUCUUGCGAACAGCCAAUGGCCAAUGUUUUGGGUAUCGCCUGAGAUCAACACCCUGUCGUUGGACCUCAGCACGGCCACGGUGCGGCUACCCACGUACCGCGGGCCGGCCAUUGCCGGUCCAAACCCGCAGCCAGAAACAGCCGCUCCCACCCCCCUCACGGUCCUGCGUGCGGGGUUUGUGGAUCGGUCCAUCACUUACGACAUUGUUAAGGAUGAGUGGACAUGCAUCACAGAUGGUGUGGGCGGUGUCUUUGGCGAGGGAGUUUACCGCUUCGAUGAAAUUGGCACAGCCGUGGAGCACAACUUGAGGCGAGAGCUAAGACUCUCCAACAAGGACCCGCUCUCCGCAAGGUACGACAUCAAGCAGAAGAUGAAGAUGGGGCGCCCUGGAUGGGAGGCGGAUAUUGACAUUGACACUCGCCAAACGUGUGACGCGAACUAUCUUUACGUAACCGCGGAGAUACAAGCAAAGAUGAAUGACGAGAUCGUCUUCGAGAAGAAUUGGUCGCGUCAAGUGUACCGUGAAGGGAUGUGA